Molecule: messenger RNA, 810 nt
Organism: Paralichthys olivaceus (Japanese flounder)
Lineage: Eukaryota; Metazoa; Chordata; Actinopteri; Pleuronectiformes; Paralichthyidae
Gene: mrps24
Product: mitochondrial ribosomal protein S24
Biological process (GO): translation
Cellular component (GO): mitochondrion
Source: RefSeq, a predicted model, not a curated record
CAGUUCCAGUUUACAGGCAGAGUUUUCGUGAAGAAGAACAGUCUUGCCCUUUGGAUGCAGUUUAAAAAAAUCAUAUCCGAACCAAGUUAUGAUAUUCCUCUGAAAAAACCACGGCUUCAUUAGAGAAUUAACAAGUUAGCUAUCAGGAUUUGCUCUCUUUAGCAUAGCCGGCUAACACACAUUCAGAAAACAUGGCGGUGUCCUUGAGCGGCGCAGGCAGCGCGAGGCUCCUGGGGGCUUUAACCAGGGCUGGAUCAUUAUUCAGCUCCUCUGGAAGCAGAAGCCUCCAUGUUACUUCAGUGUGCUGCAAGAAUCGAGCUGCUCGUAUCCGAGUGGGGAAAGGAGACAAACCUUUGACCUAUGAGCAAGCACUUCACCCUCAACACAUUGGCCAUCGCAAGGGAUGGCUGUCGCAGCAUACCAGUAACCUCAAAGGAGAGGAGGGAGCAGCUGAACGUUCUGUAGAGGAUGUUUUCAUAAGGAAAUUCAUGUUCGGGACUUUCCACAACUGCCUGGCAAAUGAGGUUGUGAUCAAAAGACGCGGCAACUUGCUCAUCGUGUGCGCUUUAAUGUUACAGAAGCUCCCACCGCAUAAGUUUUACUUCCUGAUUGGCUACACGGAGUCACUGCUGUCGCACUUUUACAAAUGUCCCGUCAAACUAGAGAUUCAGACCCUGCAGGAGAAAGCUGUGUACAAGUACCUCUGAUGGAUGAUUUGGAUCCCUUCUCCAUUCCUGUUCAAUGAGUGAUGCCACCUGUUUCCAGUUUCCCUAACAGGUUUUUUUUUUCAAUUAAACUUUCAAAAUCAAA